AUAUUCACGGGAUCCGCCGUCGGUCCGCCGACAAUCCCUACAAUCACCCAGUUAACAACCUAUAAAUAACGUAACAUUGGCCAAAGUCAGUGGUACGAGGAUAGAGUGACUCUUGACCGGCAUUCUGGAAGGUCGAAACCUCAGCCGAGGUCCUGGUGACCCUGUCACAAACCUCUGCCGGCUACUACAAUUCCCCCAAGGAAGUUAAACGAGUCUAAUACUCUCACGUAACUCGCGCCUUUCAAGCCCACCACAAUAAUCAUCAUUAUCCCCCAAACGAUUAGUUGGAAAUGGAGGUGGUAUUAACCUGGUGCGUCAAAUGGUGGUGGAAGAGGCUCUUCGUGGUGUAGGCGCAGGCGCGCAACAACCGGGGAAAGUACUUAAAGAGGUCUGAGGUAAUUCAAAUUGAAAGGCCACUGCCAUCUCGACUGCUGAAGCUGUUUCUUCCAGCCGACGCCUGUACUAGUAAGGAAGAAGAAAAAUUUCUUCCAAAAAAACAAUAUUUAUUUCAGGUGUAGAAAUUAAACAAUGAAACCGUAGCUAUUCAAUUCAGUUGAGGUGAAGUGAAGUGACGAGAAAAUCAUCAAAUUAAUCCGAACAAGAGGCGUCAUUAUAAUGGAUGAUCAAUUGGAAAUUCAGCAAGAGUCGUUGGACGCAGUGGGAAGUCUAUCGCAUGUGCCACCACCGAUGAAGAAAUCAGACACCCGUGACAGCAUAUCAUCAGUGGAUAGCGAUCUAAGUCUGUCCUUUGAUCGUCGUGGAUCGAAAGGAGAAGAAGCUGAUUUAUCGGAUUGCAACAGUGGAACUGAUGACAAUGAGAGACUGUCAAACUCUCAAACCCAGUGUGAUAAUAGCCAUAAUAAUAUCAAAGUCACCUCAGAAGUCUCCCGACCCGAAGAGCAUGAGGCAUCUCAGGUGCCUGAAGACCCCCAGCAGGAGAUCAUAACAGUCAGCGACGAUUUGGCCGAGAAGAUAGCUUCCCAAGUGGAGUUCUACUUUUCCGAUGAAAAUAUCGUCAAAGAUGCGUUUCUCCUGAAGCACGUCAAGCGGAAUAAGGAGGGAUAUGUCUCCCUGAAGUUGAUAUCAAGCUUCAAAAGGGUGAAACAUCUCAGCAGGGACUGGCGGGUGGUUGGAGCAUCGCUCAGAGCUAAAUCAACCAAGUUACAGGUCAAUGAACAGGGAACGAAGCUACGGAGGCUUGAUCCACUUCCUCAGUAUGAUCAGACACUGCCAUCGAGAACAGUUGUUGCUGCUAGACUGCCAGUUGAUAAAAUAACAAUUGAAUCGGUCGCUGAAUUGUUUGGUCAGUGUGGGGAAAUUGCACUCAUUAGAAUUCUCAAACCCGGACAUCCUGUACCAGCAGAGAUUCGUCAGGCUAUUGCAAAGAAAUCUGAAGUAGGAAUUGAUGAGGAGUGCGCGGUUAUUGAGUUCACGGAUUCAGCAGCGGCUAGAGCAGCUGUGGGGCUGUCCCUGGGGGAGGCGAAGAUGUUUGAACUGCAGACCUCGGCCAGUGAGAAGAAACGGAAGCAGGCCCUCGUCGCCAAGGAGGGACAGGGGGCAGCGGUGAAGAAAAGCGCUGGCAACAGAAUUGCUGCUGCAAGACAGAAUGCCUACAAUUCGUCUAGCUGUCCCAGUGGCUCCGAUGAAGAGAUACGCAGCUCCAGGAGCCCUAGGGGUGGUAAGAGGAUGGAGGUGGGGGCCAGAACCAACUUUCCGGCGAGUGGACCGCAACCUAUACCCUAUCAAGGACCGCCGUCCCCGGAAGUCUGGCUUCCACGUCGUUUCUCUGCCUGCGUGAUAGGAGCAACAGAUCAGCUGGAGAGUGGUAUCCUCGUGCGUCGGCUUUCAGGAUCCAGUUCGGAUACCACCAAUUACUCCAACUACUCCCGACGUUUCUCCACCUGUUCCUCAGGUUCCGAAACUGGUUACACCUCCCCCAUCCUCCACAAUCCUCAUCAGAAUGCCCACAACCUCUAUCCCCCGAUGAACUACUGGCCGAAUCAAGCACGGAGAUACUCCUGCUGCGGCCCCAGCCAGUCUCCGCCGUUUAACUACGGAAGCCCGACUGGAUUCUACCAGACGACAAGGAGAGGCUCCACCGACUGCGGCCCCUUCCUCAGGAGACUCUCUACAUGCAGCAGGGACUCCGGCUACGAGGCCACCAGGAGGCUCUCCUCAUGCUCCUCCUCCUCGGAGUCCUGUGGGGGCUUCAGAUCUCGUAGCAAUAGUGGCUUCGUCGUCAUGGCGCAUUUACCCGAGAACGUGACGAGGAUGCCGUCAGGACCUGAUGGAACUAGAGGCUUCGGAAGGAGCAACAAUAACGACGGCAAUAAUACCGUUCAGACCUGCGGUUGAACCGUCAUUUUUUGUAUUUUUAUUAAAAAUGUAGUUUCUAUUCUCUCAGUCAUCAUUCAUUCUUGUGAGGAAGUGUAAAAGCGGUAGAACUCGAUGAAUCGGUCAUUAGAAGGUGAGGUCUCACGUAUUAAUAAAUUCAAUUGAAAAACUCUACGAAUCCGCUAGAAAAAUCUGUAAAAAUAGACGGGAAAUUUUUCACGAAAUUCUAUUUAUUUUUUUAGCAACUAUUUGAGAAAAUCGUACCCAAUAAUUUAAAUAGUGAAAAUCUCAAGGGAAAUUUUCAAAACAGGUAAAUGUCAAUCUAAUCAAAUUUAUCAAACGAAAAGAAUUUUAAAAGCAUACAAUUUUCUGGCACAUUCACUAAGAUUUUCAAUUGAAUUUUUUCGUAUGGGCUUGAUAAAUAUCCUGAAAUGGACGGAGAUUCAUAGUUCUUUAUGUGAACAACAAAAAGUCAACACUAAUUCCUACACUAGACUAUCAUUUGUAUUUAUUCCCUACUUUAUGACAUCACCUAAAAUUUAGAUCUGUCUAUUAGUAUUUCUUUUGAAUGCAAAUUUUGUGAGAAAAUUUGAGUGAAUUUGUUCGUUGUAAAGUGGAGUUUGAGCAUUUAUUAUAAGUGAAUUUUCUGAUAUGUGAUAAAAGUUCCUCAGACACUUGCAAUUGUACGAGUAAAUCUACUGUGUGGUUUUAUUUGUAUAUAAUAUUCAUGUUUAAUAAAUAGCCGAGAGGAAAUCAUGCAGGCUAUGAAUAAUGUAUUAUGAGACGUAGAUUUUUUUAUGGAUUGAUGGAGGACGAACAUUUUGAAAUAAAUCCAGAUGGAUAAGCACGUUUGACAGGACUUUAUUUACGCGCUCCAUUUCUUAAUUUCAUGAUGGGCUCCAAAAUCGCCAUUAACAUUUGUGAAAGGGUCUCUAUGAUUUUGGAAGCUAAAUAUUGUAUGUUGGAAAAUAAGGGAACUGCUCAAAGUCCCUUGGGAAAACGUCUGUUCUGUUUCCAAAAUAAAAAUUUCUACAAACA
This is a messenger RNA of Diachasmimorpha longicaudata, 3372 nucleotides long. It is a transcript of the gene Achl, whose product is annotated as la-related protein 6. Bases 616 to 2355 code for a protein of 579 amino acids. Gene Ontology annotation, biological process: RNA processing. The transcript is spliced from 3 exons. NCBI's taxonomy places the organism in Eukaryota, Metazoa, Arthropoda, Insecta, Hymenoptera, Braconidae. Gene Ontology annotation, molecular function: mRNA binding. Gene Ontology annotation, cellular component: nucleus. The record is from RefSeq and is a predicted model, not a curated record.